GUGGGAGGAGGGAGUGACCAGACAAGGAGGAGACAGAGACUCAGGAGGGCGCAAGGAAGCCUCUUAGCUGAGGCUGGGGCAAGGCGAGGAGAGGGCGGAGGGACGUCUGCAGGGGCAGGCACCCUCCAGAUCCGGAGGCAGCUUCUCCUGCUUGCCGGGAAGGGCUCUGGACACCCUCAGCCCCUUCUCGCCUGCCCCCUGAGGCUCGGGCCAGAAGCCCAGGGCGGCCGCCGCGGUCGGGGCCGCAGCCACGGAGCUGGUACCCGCGGGAGCCCCUGCCCCGUCUUCUCUCCGCCGCCCAGCAUGGAGGAGGCCGGCGACUUUGACACCUACUACGGGGCGGACAACCAGUCUGAGUGCGAGUACACGGACUGGAAGUCCUCGGGGGCCCUCAUCCCCGCCAUCUACAUGCUGGUCUUCCUCCUGGGCACCACGGGCAACGGCCUGGUGCUCUGGACCGUGUUCCGCAGCAGCCGCGAGAAGAGGCGCUCGGCCGACGUCUUCAUCGCCAGCCUGGCAGUGGCCGACCUGACUUUCGUGGUGACCCUGCCGCUGUGGGCCACCUACACGUACCGGGACUACGACUGGCCCUUCGGCACCUUUGCUUGCAAGCUCAGCAGCUAUCUCGUCUUCGUCAACAUGUACGCCAGCGUCUUCUGCCUCACCGGGCUCAGCUUCGACCGCUACCUGGCCAUCGUGAGGCCGGUGGCCAACGCUCGGCUGAGGCUGCGGGUCAGCGGCGCCGCGGCCACGGCCGUCCUGUGGGUGCUGGCCGCCCUCCUGGCCGCGCCGGUCAUGGUGUUCCGCGCCACCGGGGACCUGGAGAACACCACCAGGGUGCAGUGCUACAUGGACUACUCCGUGGUGGCCGCCUCCGGCUCCGAGUGGGCCUGGGAGGUGGGCCUGGGGGUCUCGUCCACCGCCGUGGGCUUCGUGGUGCCCUUCACCGUCAUGCUGACCUGCUACUUCUUCAUCGCCCAGACCAUCGCCGGCCACUUCCGCAAGGAGCGCGUCGAGGGCCUGCGGAAGCGGCGCCGGCUGCUCGGCAUCAUCGUGGUGCUGGUGGUGACCUUCGCCCUCUGCUGGGUGCCCUACCACCUGGUGAAGACGCUCUACACGCUGGGCGGCCUGCUGCGCUGGCCCUGCGACUUCGACCUCUUCCUCAUGAACGUCUUCCCCUACUGCACCUGCGUCAGCUACGUCAACAGCUGCCUCAACCCCUUUCUCUACGCCUUCUUCGACCCCCGCUUCCGCCAGGCCUGCGCCUCGGUGCUCUGCUGGGGCCAGGGCCGGUGCGGGGCUGCGGCCCACAGCGGCAGCGGGGAGAAGUCCGCCAGCUACUCCUCCGGGCACAGCCAGGGGCCCGGCCCCAACGCGGGGAAGGGCGGGGAGCAGAUGCUCGAGAAGUCCAUCCCCUACAGCCAAGAGACCCUGGUGGUGGACUAGGGCUGGGGUCGGAGGGGAGCCCGGUGCCCUCCGCCUGCCCCGGCCUCUGCCCCCUGCUCUCUGAAAGUCAGGUAGCAUGGUAGCACCUUCUCCCUUGCACUUGGCCCCCUUCCCUGCCGCCCGCCUCCCUGCCCGCUCCUGGCGUCCUUCCUCCUCCAGUCUUGUUCAGAUGUGUGUAGUUUAGUGGAAGGAGACUGAGCCCUGCAGACCCCUGCUCAGCCGCUCGGUGUCGGUGAGAUGGACCUUGCACCAGUCUCUUGACCUCUCUGAGCCUCGGUUUCCCCAUUUGUAUAAAAUGGGGGACGUCACGCUGGCUCAGCUGACGUGGGUUGCCCCCACCCCUUUUCAUGGCUCUCCAGCUUUUUCUUCUCCCUCCUUUUCCCCUAAUUUUCUCUCCCCGUGUCCUUGUCCCUGCUUCCUCUCUCUCUGCACUUUCCGUUCUGAAUCCUCUCCAGCCACCUCUCUCACAGCACACCCCCUCCCUCAAUCCCUCCUUCUUCCCCUUUUUACCUCCCGGGUCUGCAGGGCUCCUAAGGGUUAAGAAUCCUGGAGCUUGCACACAGGGCCCCUGCUGCAGCUCUGUCUGGUUCCCUGAGAGUGCAGGAGGGGGACAGAGCAGCAGGGACUGGGACUGGAGGGCUGGUGCCAGCCAAGAGUUAACUCCAGGCUCUGCAGCUGGGAGCUCCAGAACUUUCCCCCAAACUGGGUCAGUUCGCUGUGAUUUCGGGCACUAGGUUAUCCCAGAAGGGUGCCUCCCUUCCUGCGUCCCCUUCCCCAGUGCCAACAAGAUAUGCUUUUUACAGAUUUCCUCAGACCCUCUCGCUCAGUCUCUUCAUGGCAAUCGGAAGGCUACCAUAUUUGAUGAAGGGACGGCUCCUUGUUUCAUUAUAUGAGUGGGGGAGGGGUUGGGAGGGGAACAUGGAGGAAGAAGGGAGUCUGUAUUUAGUCUAUAUGCUGCUUGGCUUCCCUCUCUGAUUCCUCACCCCUCCAGCCUCCUCCAGAGCUGUGAGCUGCAGGUCUUAUCCCCGUCUCCCCCCUACACCCUGUCAUCCCCAGACAGGAGGCUUUUUUCUUGAGCACUGGUGCUUCUUGGUGCCAAGAGUUGUGUGUGUGUGUGUGCGUGUGUGUGUGUGUACAUAGAUGAAGUCAUUUGUCACUUGGGUGAACUACCCCCUACUCUCUACCACACCUCCACUCUUCACACAAUAUCCUUGGGGGAAGAGGGACAUAUUGAAGCAAUAUAGAGUAAAAAUGAGUCCACCCCCCCACUGGAUUUGGGGGCUCUGACGGCUGGUCCGUGCUUUAAGAGAGAAGUCUAUGUUACUGCUGGGGCCCCUCUGGGGAGAUCUGUCCCCAGGACAGUGGCGCCCAAGACCUGGGGAAACCCGAUGUGGUGGGUCCCAUUCUUCCUAGUUCCACGAGGGAAGCAGGAGGUGGUAAAGAGCUUCCCGUGGCCCCCUUUCCACACCUUCCCACCCUGCCUCGAGUUUAGCCUUUUCCCAGGUCUGUGGCCCUCUCUCUAAGGAGGCUGCUUUCUUGCCUGGGGUGAAAAGAACUGGGUGGGUUUUUUUCUCAUCUCACCAUCUGGACAGGAGCCCCUCGGCAGGGCUGAGGGCAUGACUUCAUGGCACCAGAGAGGCCUCAAGGACAAAAUUGAUGGUGGGGCCUUUGUGAGCUAGGGGCAAGGGUGUGUAUAUUCCAGGUUUUGUUCUCAGAGGACUCCGGAUGGGAUGUGAAGGACGAGAUUUGCACCACGGAGGCAGGAAGAGCCCAGCUUGGUGUAAAUGGAGAGCUUGACCAUCCCUGGGAUGGCGCCAGCCCUGGGAGCAGAGGAAGGAGGAGAGAGGAAGAGACUCCUCUCAGCUCAGUCUCCCUCUCACAGGAUAGAAUCUUCCCUUCUCAGCCCAGCACUGUCCUCAAAGCAUGCUGUCAAGGCUGGAGGAAGCUUCUAGAAGGGAAGCUUCCGAGACUCUCCUCGGUGACCCCAGAGACCUCUUUCCUGGAACUCAUCGGUGGCCCCGGACAGAGGGUGGAGGCUACCCCAUCCCCUUCCAGCCCCUUCCUCUUCAUAACGUCUCUGCUACUUUCUGACUUUGUUAGUCACUGAGGUUCAUUAAAUAAAUCUGUUUUGUGUAA
Molecule: messenger RNA, 3582 nt
Organism: Leopardus geoffroyi (Geoffroy's cat)
Lineage: Eukaryota; Metazoa; Chordata; Mammalia; Carnivora; Felidae
Gene: APLNR
Product: apelin receptor
Exons: 1
Coding region: 304-1446 (380 amino acids)
Biological process (GO): G protein-coupled receptor signaling pathway; immune response
Cellular component (GO): membrane
Molecular function (GO): G protein-coupled receptor activity
Source: RefSeq, a predicted model, not a curated record